GUGCCUUUGAGCUUGCUCACCGGAGCUAACUCCAGCAUGCUGAAGAGGAAGCAGAGCUCCAGGGUGGAAGCCCAACCCGUCACUGACUUUGGGCCUGACGAGUCCCUGUCGGACAGUGCAGACAUCCUCUGGAUUAACAAACCAUGGGUGCAUUCUCUGCUGCGCUUGUGCGCCAUCAUCAGCGUCAUCUCCGUCUGCAUGAACACGCCCGUGACCUUCGAGCACUACCCUCCGCUCCAGUACGUGACCUUCACUCUGGAUACGCUGCUCAUGUUCCUCUACACGGCCGAGAUGAUAGCGAAGAUGCACAUCCGAGGCAUCGUCAGGGGGGAUAGUUCCUAUGUGAAAGAUCGCUGGUGUGUUUUUGAUGGAUUUAUGGUCUUUUGUCUUUGGGUUUCAUUGGUGUUACAGGUGUUUGAAAUCGCGGACAUAGUCGACCAGAUGUCGCCCUGGGGCAUGCUGCGCAUCCCGCGGCCGCUCAUCAUGAUCCGGGCCUUCCGGAUUUAUUUCCGAUUUGAGCUACCAAGGACCAGGAUUACAAAUAUUUUAAAGCGGUCAGGAGAACAAAUAUGGAGUGUUUCAAUUUUCCUUCUGUUCUUUCUACUUCUUUAUGGAAUUUUGGGAGUUCAGAUGUUUGGAACAUUUACCUAUCACUGUGUAGUAAACGACACAAAACCAGGAAAUGUAACCUGGAAUAGCUUAGCUAUCCCAGAUACGCACUGCUCGCCAGAGCUAGAAGAAGGCUACCAGUGUCCCCCCGGAUUUAAGUGCAUGGACCUGGAAGACCUGGGACUUAGCAGGCAAGAGCUGGGCUACAGUGGCUUUAAUGAGAUAGGCACCAGCAUAUUCACAGUGUACGAGGCGGCCUCGCAGGAGGGCUGGGUCUUUCUCAUGUACAGGGCCAUCGACAGCUUCCCACGCUGGCGCUCCUACUUCUACUUCAUCACCCUCAUCUUCUUCCUGGCCUGGCUCGUGAAGAAUGUCUUCAUCGCCGUCAUCAUUGAAACCUUUGCAGAAAUCAGGGUACAGUUCCAACAGAUGUGGGGGUCCAGAAGCAGCACUACCUCAACAGCCACCACGCAGAUGUUUCACGAGGACGCUUCUGGAGGGUGGCAGCUGGUGGCCGUGGAUGUCAACAAGCCCCAGGGACGUGCUCCCGCCUGCCUCCAGCAAAUGAUGAGGUCCUCCGUCUUCCACAUGUUCAUCCUGAGCAUGGUGACCGUGGACGUGAUCGUGGCCGCCAGCAACUAUCACAAAGGCGAGAGCUUCCGGAGACAGUAUGAUGAGUUCUACCUCGCAGAGGUGGCUUUCACAGUGCUGUUUGAUCUGGAGGCUCUCCUGAAGAUAUGGUGCCUGGGCUUCACGGGGUACAUCAGCUCUUCUCUCCACAAAUUCGAGCUUCUACUCGUAAUCGGAACAACUCUUCACGUGUAUCCAGACCUCUAUCACUCUCAGUUCACAUACUUUCAGGUGCUGCGGGUGGUGCGACUUAUUAAGAUUUCGCCAGCCUUAGAAGACUUUGUGUACAAGAUAUUUGGUCCUGGAAAAAAGCUCGGGAGUUUGGUUGUGUUUACCGCCAGCCUCUUGAUUGUGAUGUCGGCCAUCAGCCUGCAGAUGUUCUGCUUUGUGGAAGAACUGGACAGAUUCACCACCUUCCCCAGGGCAUUCAUGUCCAUGUUCCAGAUCCUCACGCAGGAAGGAUGGGUGGACGUAAUGGACCAGACCCUCAACGCUGUGGGACACAUGUGGGCACCUGUCGUCGCCAUCUAUUUCAUUCUCUACCACCUCUUUGCCACGCUGAUCCUCCUGAGUUUGUUUGUUGCUGUUAUUUUGGACAACUUAGAACUUGAUGAAGAUCUAAAGAAGCUUAAACAAUUAAAACAAAGUGAAGCAAAUGCAGACACCAAAGAAAAGCUCCCUUUGCGCCUUCGAAUCUUUGAAAAAUUUCCAAACAGACCACAAAUGGUGAAAAUCUCAAAGCUUCCUUCCGACUUCACUGUCCCUAAAAUCAGGGAAAGCUUCAUGAAGCAGUUCAUCGACCGCCAGCAGCAGGACAGCUGCUGUCUCCUCCGAAGCCUUCCCUCGGCCUCGGCCUCAUCCUGCGAUCACCCCAAGAGAUCUGCUGUUGAAGACAACAAAUACAUUGACCAAAAACUACGCAAGUCUGUUUUCAGCAUCAGGGCCAGGAACCUUCUGGAAAAGGAGACUGCAGUCACUAAAAUCUUAAGAGCGUGUACUCGGCAGCGCAUGCUGAGUGGAUCAUUUGAGGGGCAGCCUGCAAAGGAGAGAUCGAUUCUCAGUGUGCAGCAUCACAUCCGUCAGGAGCGCAGGUCUCUAAGACACGGCUCCAACAGCCAGAGGAUCAGCAGGGGGAAAUCUCUGGAAACUUUGACUCAAGAUCAUUCCAACACAGUGAGAUAUAGAAAUGCACAAAGAGAAGACAGUGAAAUAAAGAUGAUCCAGGAGAAAAAGGAGCAGGCGGAGAUGAAAAGGAAAGUGCAAGAAGAGGAGCUGAGAGAGAACCACCCCUACUUUGAUAAGCCCCUGUUCAUCGUCGGACGGGAGCACAGGUUCAGAAACUUCUGCCGCGUGGUGGUCCGGGCUCGCUUCAACGCAUCUAAAACAGACCCUGUCACAGGAGCGGUGAAGAACACAAAGUACCAUCAACUUUAUGACUUGCUGGGACUGGUCACUUACCUGGACUGGGUCAUGAUCAUCGUCACCAUCUGCUCCUGCAUCUCCAUGAUGUUUGAAUCCCCCUUUCGAAGAGUUAUGCACGCUCCUACUUUGCAGAUUGCUGAGUAUGUGUUUGUGAUAUUCAUGAGCAUUGAGCUUAAUCUGAAGAUUAUGGCAGAUGGCUUGUUUUUCACUCCAACUGCUGUCAUCAGGGACUUCGGUGGAGUAAUGGACAUAUUUAUCUAUCUUGUGAGCUUGAUCUUUCUCUGUUGGAUGCCUCAAAAUGUGCCCGCCGAGUCAGGAGCUCAGCUCUUAAUGGUUCUUCGGUGCUUGAGACCUCUGCGGAUAUUCAAACUGGUACCCCAGAUGAGGAAAGUUGUUCGAGAACUUUUCAGUGGCUUCAAAGAAAUCUUUCUGGUCUCCAUUCUGCUACUGACAUUGAUGCUUGUUUUCGCAAGCUUUGGUGUGCAGCUUUUUGCUGGAAAAUUGGCAAAGUGCAACGAUCCCAACAUAAUUAGAAGGGAAGAUUGUAAUGGCAUAUUCAGAAUUAAUGUAAGUGUAUCCAAGAACUUAAAUUUAAAAUUAAGACCUGGAGAGAAAAAACCUGGAUUUUGGGUUCCGCGUGUUUGGGCGAAUCCUCGGAACUUUAAUUUCGACAAUGUGGGAAACGCCAUGCUGGCAUUAUUUGAGGUCCUCUCCUUGAAAGGCUGGGUGGAAGUGAGGGACGUCAUUAUCCAUCGUGUGGGGCCGAUGCAUGGGAUCUACAUUCACGUUUUUGUAUUCCUGGGCUGCAUGAUCGGACUGACGCUUUUUGUUGGAGUAGUUAUUGCUAAUUUCAAUGAGAACAAGGGGACGGCUCUGCUGACUGUAGAUCAGAGAAGAUGGGAAGAUCUGAAGAGCCGACUGAAGAUAGCUCAGCCUCUUCAUCUCCCACCUCGCCCGGAUAACGACGGUUUCAGAGCUAAGAUGUAUGACAUAACCCAGCAUCCAUUUUUCAAGAGGACAAUUGCGUUGCUGGUCCUGGCCCAGUCGGUGUUGCUGUCUGUCAAGUGGGACGUGGAGGAUCCCGUGACCGUUCCCCUGGCAACAAUGUCCGUGGUCUUCACCUUCAUCUUUGUUCUAGAGGUCACAAUGAAAAUCAUAGCCAUGUCACCCGCUGGCUUCUGGCAGAGCAGAAGGAAUCGCUACGACCUGCUGGUGACGUCGCUGGGUGUGGUGUGGGUGGUGCUUCACUUUGCCCUCCUGAACGCGUACACCUACAUGAUGGGCGCGUGCGUGAUCGUCUUUCGGUUCUUCUCCAUCUGUGGGAAGCACGUAACUCUGAAAAUGCUCCUCCUGACGGUGGUGGUCAGCAUGUAUAAAAGCUUCUUUAUCAUCGUCGGCAUGUUCCUCUUACUGCUGUGCUACGCUUUUGCUGGAGUCGUUUUAUUUGGGACUGUGAAGUACGGAGAGAACAUUAACAGGCAUGCCAAUUUUUCUUCCGCUGGCAAAGCUAUUACUGUGCUGUUCCGAAUUGUCACCGGCGAGGACUGGAACAAGAUCAUGCAUGACUGUAUGGUCCAGCCCCCCUUUUGUACCCCAGAUGAAUUUACAUACUGGGCAACAGACUGCGGAAAUUACGCCGGGGCCCUCAUGUAUUUCUGCUCAUUUUAUGUCAUCAUUGCCUACAUCAUGCUGAAUCUGCUUGUAGCUAUCAUUGUGGAGAACUUCUCCUUGUUUUAUUCCACCGAGGAGGACCAACUAUUGAGUUACAACGACCUCCGCCACUUCCAGAUCAUCUGGAAUAUGGUGGAUGACAAAAGAGAGGGCGUGAUCCCAACGUUCCGCGUGAAGUUCCUGCUGCGGCUGCUGCGGGGCCGGCUGGAGGUGGACCUGGACAAGGACAAGCUCCUGUUCAAACACAUGUGCUAUGAGAUGGAGAGGCUGCACAGUGGCGGCGACGUCACCUUCCACGACGUCCUCAGCAUGCUGUCCUACCGCUCCGUGGACAUCCGGAAGAGCUUGCAGCUGGAGGAGCUGCUGGCCAGAGAGCAGCUGGAGUACACCAUCGAGGAGGAGGUGGCCAAGCAGACCAUCCGCAUGUGGCUCAAGAAGUGCCUGAAGCGCAUCCGAGCCAAACAGCAGCAGUCCUGCAGCAUCAUCCACAGCCUUCGGGAGAGCCAGCAGCAGGAGCUCAGCCGCUUCCUGAACCCGCCCAGCAUCGAGACCACCCAGCCCAGCGAGGACGCGGGCGCCAACCCCCAGGACGGCAACAUGCAGCCCGAGACCAGCAGCCAGCAGCAGCUCCUGAGCCCCACCCUGUCGGACAGAGGGGGCCGCCGGCAGGACACGGGGGACGCCGGGAAACCCCAGAGGAAGUUCGGGCAGUGGCGCCUGCCCUCCGCACCAAAGCCAAUAAGCCACUCGGUCUCUUCGGUCAACUUACGGUUUGGGGGGCGGACCACGAUGAAGUCUGUCGUGUGCAAGAUGAACCCCAUGACAGACGUGGCUUCCUGCGGUUCCGAGGUCAAGAAAUGGUGGACCCGGCAGCUGACCGUGGAGAGCGACGAGAGUGGGGACGACCUCCUGGACAUUUAGGGGGGGUCGCUGUGGCGACGGUCUGUGGUGCAAACUGCUGUUUUCCUCCACUGUCCACAAUCUGUAAAGGACUCAAAUUUAACUCCAAUCUCUUGGGAGUUUUUAAAACUUCGUUUCUGUUCUGCCGUAGGAAAGCAUAAAGCAUAGUCUGUCAAAGCUGUAUGUUGAUGGGUUAUUUCCAUGUAUUGAAGAAAAUUUGCAUAAUGUCAGUAUUGGUGAUAUUAGAAGUGAUACCAGUGUCAGAUGUAGGUGAGUCACAAGUUUUAUCUAUCCUGUCUAUAAACUAAGGUGUAUAGUCACAUAUGCUCAUGUAUUAUUCUCCCACCCCCCUCCCAGCCUCCAGAAAAGGACCCUAAUUCCAGAGUGGCUGAUUUGUACCACCGAGGAGCUGUAGUUUGAGUUCACAUUUUCCCCACAUCCACGAGAAACACUUCUCUUGGGAGAAUCUAUUAUUUGUGAUUGAUCUGAAAAGGUCAGCCCUGAGCUCAUGCUAAAAUGAUAGUAGUUUUACAAACUACACAUUCUGAAUUUUAAAAACUAUAUUCUUUUUUCAUGUUAUUUUUUAAAAAUAGGCACAAGUCCAUCCGUUUCUGCUUUCACCCUGAUGAGAUGUUUCCUUAUAAGACCACGGUGUGCAGGUACUGGGCAAAGAAAUUGCCCCAGAGAAAUAACUGAUUUUACAACAAACUUUUACAUAGAUCAUGUGUGGGCGGGGGCAGGCAUAGUUACUGAAUGAUAUUGAGAUUCUUAAAAAAGUUUUUAACUACUGAGAAUUGCAAAAAGAGGAAAGCUUCAUGAUUCAAUUUAUCGAAACACAUCUCUGAACGUGUGACCCUAUCACGGCUUCCUGCGAACCAAGGCUAGAUCCAUUUUGCCAGAAAUCAACAAAGACGCCUCGUGCGAUCUCCAUCCGCCAUGGUUACGCCAGUCCUGGAAGACUUCCCACUAGCAGAAUCUCCUAGGCGAAAGUUCACUCUGAAACCCCAGCGUGGGUACCCCACCACAGUGUUUGGUUUCCCACGCCAGUGGUGCGCAUCGGCAGGGAGAUCACAGUGCAGCGUCACUACCGAGUACCUGUGGCGCUGAUCUUGGCUCCAGCAAGAAGUGGGAUUGAGUCCUGAAUGGCGUUAUUCUUCACUGGAGGUCCGCUGCUGGGGUUCUUUCUUUUAACAGAGAGAUUAUCUCAGAAUCCCUUGACAGCAGGUUUCUUGAUGAUCUCUUUUUCUCUGUUUAACUUUCUUAAGAUAGCAUUCCUUCUCCUUAACAGAGAUGGCUCUGUGGGCAGUCUAUUGUUGAUAGAACUAAUUGUGAAACUAUGAUAAUGGUCCACUCAAGGCAGCGCCGCUGAAGGGAUUUUCUUUGGUUUUAUGUUCAUUUGAAGUUUACUUUUUGUACAUAAGAAAAUGAAAUAAA
Messenger RNA from Condylura cristata (star-nosed mole), 6666 nucleotides. It is a transcript of the gene NALCN, whose product is annotated as sodium leak channel, non selective. Gene Ontology annotation, cellular component: membrane. The record is from RefSeq and is a predicted model, not a curated record. Gene Ontology annotation, molecular function: monoatomic cation channel activity. The coding region runs from base 37 to 5253 and encodes 1738 amino acids. The transcript has 43 exons. Gene Ontology annotation, biological process: monoatomic ion transport; transmembrane transport. NCBI's taxonomy places the organism in Eukaryota, Metazoa, Chordata, Mammalia, Eulipotyphla, Talpidae.